This is a messenger RNA of Symbiodinium sp. CCMP2456, 597 nucleotides long. NCBI's taxonomy places the organism in Eukaryota, Dinophyceae, Suessiales, Symbiodiniaceae. The record is from the annotation of a GenBank genome assembly.
AUGAAACACAUGCCGCAGGAUGAAGUGAUCCAGGCGACGCUCGGCUGCCUGGUAGAGGCGGCUUUGGAUUGGUCGAAGGGAGGACUGACCGCUGUCAUGAAGCAUUUGGGGGAAGCGCAGGAGGCACUCAUUCGCAUCGGGUUCGGAGGCGUCCUGCGCUUCACCACUCAGUCGGGAUGGCAAGAGCAACGAUUCGGGCCACAGGUUCCUGAUCGUCCUCCAGCGCCAUUGUCACCUCGUGCACCCAAGCCUCCCCGGCCUCCGUGCCCCCCCGGCACGGCCGUUUCUGUCUUGCCGGUGGAUUUAGCCGUCGAUGACAGUCCAGAAAGCCACCAGCGCUUGGCUGCCCAGGCCAGACAACUGGCGGCUGCACGGCCAAUUCCUUCCUCCGGAGACCCUGUGCGCUCAAGAUUACUUGAGUUUGCAGACGGCCAGCUUGCGGAGGCGUGGGCUGCCGAAGAUGAUGCGCCGAAGAGCCAGCCAGCACCGAAGGCAGUGAUGCCUCAACGCAUGUUUGGCUACCCUCCUGGAGCCGGGAUUGCCGGGAUGCGACCAAGGAUCACUUACGGGGCGACUCAGCGGCCACUGCAGCGAUGA